Molecule: messenger RNA, 4949 nt
Organism: Phragmites australis (common reed)
Lineage: Eukaryota; Viridiplantae; Streptophyta; Magnoliopsida; Poales; Poaceae
Product: pre-mRNA-processing factor 39-2
Exons: 13
Coding region: 145-3852 (1235 amino acids)
Biological process (GO): RNA processing; mRNA 5'-splice site recognition
Cellular component (GO): U2-type prespliceosome; commitment complex; U1 snRNP
Molecular function (GO): protein binding
Source: RefSeq, a predicted model, not a curated record
GCAAACGCUCCAAGCGGAGCUCCAAUCCAAUCGGCCGCAGGGGCCAGGAACCAUAACAGGCUCGGGUCAGACUCGAACCCAACAAGCACGCACGCCGCCUUCGGACCGCCCCAAACCGGCGCCGGCACCGUGGAGACGCCGGAGAUGGAGCAGGAGCCGGAGGCCGCGGCGUCGGCCGUGCCUCUCGCGUCGGACGUCGCGGCGGCUGUGGACCCGCCGUCGCAGCUCGAUGUUUUCAAGAACAAAGUUUGGUUAUUAUGUGAUAGCAACACGACCGAUUUUGAUGCUUGGGUGUCAUUAAUAAAUGCUGCUGAGGAAACAUCAUCAGAUGACAUAGAUGUUAUUAGCUUGGUCUACCAUAGCUUCUUAUUGGAAUUUCCUUUGUGCUACGGCUACUGGAUCAAGUACGCAGCUCACAAGGCACGAUUAUGCACAAAAGGAGAUGUGGUGGAGGUUUAUGAACAAGCUGUCCAAGCAGUACCUCAUUCUAUCGAUCUUUGGAUUAGUUACUGUGGCUUUGGUAUAUGUGCAUAUGAAGACCCUGCUCACAUCAGAAGUUUAUUCGAGAGGGCUUUAUUUCUUGUCGGAAAGGACUAUUUGUGCUAUCACCUGUGGGACAAGUACAUAGAAUUUGAAAAUUCUCAGAAGCAGCUUGUUCAGCUUGCGACCAUUUAUAUCAGCACAGUGAAAUUUCCCACAAAGAAGCUGCACAAGUAUUAUGAGAGUUUUAGAAAGUUGGUAACAUUAUUGGAACAAGAGGUGACAUGUUGCGUUGCUGAAAGAUUAUCAGAAAAUAUACAUACUUCUGAAACGAUAGAUGCUGAAGAUUCUGAAUUGGAUAUAUCAACUAUAAUUGCUGACUUAUUUGACCAAAAAGGUGGACAUCUUAGGCCUGAAGCAUUGAAGCGGUACUUAUCUGUUGGGGAGCGUCUCUACCAAAGGUCCAGUAAAAUUUACAAAGAAAUCUGUUGCUUUGAGGCAUCCAUAAAAAGGCCUUUUUUCCAUGUCAAGCCACUUGAUGAUGAUCAACUUGAAAACUGGCACCAGUAUCUUGACUAUGUUGAGAAGAAUGGGGAUUUUGACUGGGCUGUAAAACUUUAUGAGAGAUGUUUGAUCCCUUGUGCUAGUUAUUCGGAGUUUUGGAUCCGCUAUGCUGAGUAUGUCGAUGCCAAAGGUGGCCGAGAGAUUGCAAACUAUGCUCUUGGUCGAGCAUCAUCAUGUUUUGUAAAGGGAGUUCCAACUUUCUGCAUGUAUUACGCAAUGUUUAAAGAGCAAAUUGGUGAUGCACAGGCUGCACGCUCUCUUUUUGUUAAAGCAAGCAGUAACUUCACAUCGGGUUUUUAUGCAAAUAUUAAUAGGCUGGCCAACAUGGAAAAACGCAUGGGAAAUACUAAAGCAGCUUCUGAGAUAUAUGAGACGGCAAUUGAGGAUGCCAUGCAGAAACAGAACAUAGAUAUACUUCCGGACCUGUACAGCAAUUUUGCACAAUUUAUAUACGUGGCAAGUCGUAGCAUUGGUGAAGCUAAAGAGGUCUUUGUCAAGGGAAUAAAACGGGCACCCUGUAAACCAUUGAUUAAGGGAUUCAUACAGUUCAUGAGUACGCAUGGAGGACCUACAGAAAUACCUCUUCUUGAUUCUGUUAUUUCUAAUGCUGUGACUCCUGGAUCUGAUGUAUCUACAGCUUUAAGCCCUGAGGACCGUGAAGAUAUCUCACUGUUGUUUUUGGAGUUUGUUGACCUUUACGGGGGUGUUAAAGAACUCAGAAAGGCGUGGGCCCGGCACAGUAAACUGUUUCCUCACAGCACUAGGAACAUAUCACAGCAGUAUCAUACUACUGGGAAUAGCCUGCAGGAGAAUAUCAAGAGGAGAAGAACAGAACCUUUGAUGGCUGCUCAUGAUCAUCCUUUAGAAGGUAUAAGGAAAUUGAAACAAUCGUCCAAAACUGACAAUUGUUCUCUGACAGUUGAUAAAGAGGUUGAGUCACAAGUGGACAGGAACACUGCGGAAUCAGGAAAAGGACACAGGGAUGCAGAAGAGCAGAAAGCACUAGAGAAUGUCGAUUCGCAUCAUGAGGCCAGCAGGACAGCUCAGGAACACAGUGACAUGGUUCACAGUCAACUUAGCCUGGACGAAUCUGGAAUGCAACUUGGAAUGCAGAACCAAAUGAAUUCACUUGCUAAAGAAGAGACUAAUCAAGACUUAAGUUUACGGGAACAAAAUGACAAGAAAGCAAAUUCUCAUCAGGCUCAAAGUGAGGAAGCCCCUGAAGCUGAGCUAGGCGAUUGUGAUUCUCCUUCCAAAGCAAUUGUUCGCUCCAUUAAGAUUGAUUCUCAGGACAAGGUCAUUGAGGUAUCUGCAAGUGGUCAUCCAGAAACAGUAUGCUCAAAAUCUGAUUCGCCAUCUGGAGAAAGCAUGCCCAAAGAAGGAAGUUUUUCCAAUCCAGCUCGAAUAUCUCCAGAGCUGGAGGAAAGGCAACCUGUGAAAUUUCAGGUAAAGAUUGACACGGAGCAUGAUGUGUCUGUCAGUAAUGCUAACCCAGAGAGGUCUGAUGAUAGUCCAAAUGCAACUCAAUGUGGUAGGGAAGUCUGUGCCCUUGGUCAAGAGAGUCGAGACCAUGUUCAGUCUUCACAGCCACAACAACUUGCAGUCUGUGCAAAACCUUCCAGCUCAGAAUUAGCGAAAACAAAAACGAAUGCACUGUGUUUUCAAGCUCAACUUCAACACCAGGUGGCUAAUUCUCAAACACACAAAUCUAAUAAUCUUCCUUCGGCUGGUCAAAACAUGCAGCAGCAAGGGCUUUCUUUUACAAUGCCUCAGAAUGUUCAAACAUCCUCACAAACUCAAGAUCAACUCUUUGCACAACCUAAUCAGGGAAACCAACAGUAUCUCCAAAUGAUGCAAGGGUAUGCAUCACAGAUGUGGCAAUAUUACCAGCAACAGCUGUAUUACCUGCAGGCUCAGCACAAUCAACAGAUGCAGAGUCUGCAACAGCAGCAGCUUCCAACUGAGCAUCUUCAGCAAAAUUUCAUGCAGCAGGUACAACAACUGGACCAGCAGAUGGUCCUUUGGCAGCAACAAGUGCAGCAGCAGCAGCAACAACUACUACAACAGGCACUGCCAAUUCAGCAACAGCCUGACAAAAAACUGGGUCAGUAUCAUUCUUCUUCAGUGGAUACUAAACAUGAGCAAAAUAAACAGCAGCAACAAGCAUCUCAAAUGGACCAUCAAAGCCAACAAUUGCAGCAACAACAGCUUCUUUAUUUCCAGCAGCAGCAACAACAGAUGUAUGUUAUGCAGCAGCAGCAGCAGCAGAUGUACCAACAACAGCAUACCCAGCAGCAGCAGCUAAUUCAGCAACAGUAUCUGCAGCAGCAACAGUUUCUAUCGCAGAUGCCACAGCAACAGCAAGACUCGGUUCAGCAGCAGCAACAGCAACUGUUUCAGCAACAACAGCAGCAGAUGGUUCUUUUUCAGCAACAGCAGCAACAGUUUAUCCAAAAACAGAUGCAGCAGUACCUGCAACAGCAACAAAACCAACAAGGGCCCAAGGAUCAAAAUUACAAGUUAAAUCCUCAGGUACUUAUCUUAUUGUACCAAAUUCUGAUGAAACAUGACAGGAUGGAAGGAACCGGCAAAUGGAGCACGGCCAACAAUCUGAAACAUCACAGAGUGAUGGUUCCAAACUGCGGAGUGUUGAACAAUCUGAGUUAUCCUACCCGUCAACUCCACAGUCACAGCGCUCAAAUCAAUGAAUCAUUUUGGGUCAUCCAUAUGUCUUCUAUUAAAAGAUCACAAAAUUCCAAGCCAUUGAUCUCAGUACCAUUUGGCACUUGGAUCGAUCAAAAUAUUUAAGAAAACUGAAAAAGGGAAGGUCACAUAUUCAAUUUGUUAUCUUGCUGCCAGUAGAUGGCCUUAAAAAAAAUAAGACCAACCUAGGAGGAACUAGACGGCUUUAUAUUAAGAAGAAAAUAGACAUUCAAAUUCGUCUCAGCGAGGACUCAAACUUGGGUGGUCUGGAUGUAUCCAUACUUUCAACCGACUGAGCUGGAAGACCUUAACACUAUGCUAUGUCAGAAUGGCGAUGACGAGCUGCCAUUGCCCCUGGUGUGGAAGCUUGAACACUUGCAUUUGGAUUGCUCCGUUCAACAAAUCUUAUGGUGGUAUUACCCUAUAGUAGAUUGCAGAUUCCUCAACUCCAGGUGACUUGAACAACGAGAACUAGUUUCCGUUGAAUCCCAUCAUGCAAAAUAUAUGAUCGACAGCUUGGUAUGAGAUUCUUAAUCAUGAGCAAAAUGACUGGAAAAGGAGCAUUGUGAUAUGUUGGAGAGCUGAAUUUCAAUUGCCACCUCAUUAAAGCAUGGAUAUCUAGAAUAUACUCUGUAUAUGUUCUUAAUCAUGAGCAAAAUGACUGGAAAAGGAGCAUUGUGAUAUGUUGGAGAUUUCAAAUUUCAAUUGCGACCUCAUUCAAGCAUGGAUGUCUAGAAUAUAUUCUGUGUAUGCCUGCCUGCCGUUGCCCAUACGUAUAUGGAAUUUAUCAAUUACUAUGAGUUAUGAGUUACUGCUCUGCCUGCCCAAAAAAAAGACUACUCUGCUAUACGUCAUGAACAGUAUGGUGUCGUAAAGAUAGCAACCGGGCUGGAAAAUGUGCAGUACUCCCCUUAACCUGAUGUUACAUAUUUGAACUUUUUUUUUAUCUAGGUCGGACUAUUGGCUUGCUUCUGUAUUCACCGCAGCAUCUGUGUACUUGGCAAUGCGUGAACAACAUAGGUGGUAACAUUACCAGUGAUUUGAGAUUUUGAAUCAAAUUGUUGUGUAAUUUUAAUCAUAUACCGCAGUUGUUUCGAGUGAGUUGGUCUUGCUAGUUGCUACUUUUAGGCUUAGCCUAGUUACUGCGGGAGUUGUAAAUAUUACAUGCUCUGUUUUAUUAUGUAUUGGUUGUUUUUGGCUUA